Molecule: messenger RNA, 975 nt
Organism: Babjeviella inositovora NRRL Y-12698
Lineage: Eukaryota; Fungi; Ascomycota; Pichiomycetes; Serinales
Gene: HLJ1
Product: type I HSP40 co-chaperone
Exons: 1
Coding region: 1-975 (324 amino acids)
Biological process (GO): cellular response to misfolded protein
Cellular component (GO): endoplasmic reticulum membrane
Molecular function (GO): Hsp70 protein binding
Source: RefSeq, a predicted model, not a curated record
AUGGCAUCCUACACCAAAGACCAGGAGAUCUUAAUCCAGAAGAUCCUAUCCUACAAAUCCCUGGAAUACUACAGGAUUUUGGCGAUCGAAAGAUCCGCCACUGAAGGUGAGAUCAAAAAGUCGUACCGUAAGCUUGCCAUCAAGUUGCAUCCAGAUAAGAACAACCAUCCUCGAGCCGCCGAGGCUUUCAAAUUCACAGCCAAAGCGUACGAGGUUCUCAGUGACCCUGAUAAGAAACGUAUAUAUGACCAGACCGGCCUGGAUCCAGAUAGUCGAGGCGGCGGUGGCGACGACUUCGCGCAGCACUUCAGACAGCGCGGCGGGGCUGGCCGGCAAACUCAGUUCGGCGGAGGGUUUCAGGACGCUGGGUUCAACGAAGAUAUCUUUAAUUUAUUCUUCGGUGGUCAGGGCGGGGCCCAGACGUUCUCAUUUGGUAACGGUGGCGGCUUCCAGUUCGGCGGUGGUUCACCGUUCGGCCAGGCUGGCGCCUCGCCGUUUGGCUUCCAGCAGCAGCAGCGUCGUAGACAGCCGCAGCAGCCACAGCGCCCGCAAGAGUUGUCUGACACACUUAAACAGCUCCUUCCGUUGCUCUUGUUUAUUCUCGUUCCGUUGCUUUCUAACUUGUUUUCAGGUGGCGACUCUACCCUGAAAUUACCUGCAUUCUCCUUCUCCCCCACUGCCCAGCUCAACAUGGAGCUGCUCACCCCGACGUACAAGGUACCAUUUUACGUGGGCAAGUCCACGAUGGACGCCUAUGCCGACAACGCCAAGUUGCGCCGCCAGUUCAGCAACAAGGUGGAGGCGGCCUACAUUCAGGGUGUUAGAAGCCAGUGUCGCAUGGAGAGAUUGCGCAAGGAGGAUAUGGUUGAUCAGGCACAUGCUGGCUGGUUUUUUGUGGACCAAGAAAAGUUGGAUAAGGCGAAUGCCAUGGUGAUGCCGAGCUGCAUGAAGUUGGAACAGAUGGGGUUGUUGUAA